AUGGCUGCUACGCUGAAUGGGAUGUGCAGCUCGGCUCCGGAUACACCGUCCCCCGUCUAUCCAGAUCGACUGAUACGUCCUCUUCCCAAACGCCCGCUGCGAACCCGACUCUCCUCCGACGCCGCGGACUCGAUCCUCUACCCCCCGGCUCCCCCAGCAACCCAAUUGUUCUAUGGUGCAUGUGCGGAUAGCGGGGAGGUGGUGAAUGAUGCCAAAGUGUAUGUGCAGCAGAGCGAAGGCCAUGAUCACAGCCCGGAACGCGAUCACCUUCCGUAUGAGAACGGCGUAGAUGUUGAGAGCGGGGACGAGGACGGUCCCGUGGUGGUUCACCGAAGUGCUGGCUUCCGCGGGUCGCCCCUGUCCCCGUCGGCGGUCAACUCGCAGCCACAACCCCACCCGGGCAACGGGGAAGGUACCCCGAUCAAGUCUUCGGCAGGGCCCGACGGGUACGACGCUUUCGAGAACACCAACAACAAAAAGAAGCGCAAAAUUCCCACGCCGGGAAAUUUGGGAAGUCACUCCACCCUCUCGCCCGAGUUCUCGACUAUGGGGUUGACCCCCUCGGCUCCCACGACGGGGCCUCCUGGAGAUGGAAGCCACGUGAGCACCUUCUACGGCACCGGUAGCCCCGCCUCUCCUGUCGGCCAUGGGAUGUCAGGUCCUGGGAGAGGCCGUCUCGGUCGUCAUGCGCAUCGAAACAGUACGGGGCGAGGUUCUUUCUCUCACUCGAGUCCGGUCGCCUGGUCGCAGGGACGGGGGCCGGCUCGCCGUGACGGUCUGUCCUCGCCUGGCUCCACAGGGGAAUAUACGAGCUCGGACCAGGGAAUCAUCUCCGCUGCUAUCGCCAAUGCGGCCGCCUCGGCGUUUCCCUCCCCUCCCCCCGGAUCGAAGGCGGUCAGCAUGCUCGAGCAACAGGCAACGACCCCUACCAAGACCCAAUUUACCUUCACGUGCGAAUCGGAUUCGUCCAAAGGCAUGGCGCUGCAGCCGCAGAGUCCGUACGCGGCCACGCACCGCUCGCCCGGAUCGAUCGCGGCCGCCCAGAAUCAGCGGCGCUUCUCGACGCAGGCGACACAAACCAGCCCCAACGCCGCGUCGCAGAUGAGCCAACAGCCUGAUCAUUCGCCGUCUGCCACGGGGGUCGAACCCAACACCACUGGGCGGAAGAAGAAGCGGUCACCCGGCAGCAUCUAUGCGUUGGCCGCGCGACAACGCAAGAUCCAGCAGCAGUAUACCAACCUGCACCAUCCUCCGAAUCUGGAAGACAUCUGGAUCUGCGAAUUCUGCGAGUACGAGAGUAUCUUCGGCCAUCCCCCGGAAGCUCUGAUUCGACAGUAUGAGAUCAAGGAUAGAAAGGAGCGCAAGCGAUUGGCGGAGAAGAAGCGACUGCUGGAGAAGGCCAAGAUGAAGGGUCGCAAGAACAAGAAGACCCCCAAGGGGGCGACAAAGCAUACCGCGAGCCACCAGGGGUGCUGCGAUGGGAGUCACGAUCGGGCAUCGGCUGACCAUUCGUCCUUGGGAGGUGGACCGGGGCAGCAUGACGAAGACUACGACUACGAUGAUGAACCCGUUGAUCCACCCCCUACCGCACCUCCAACCGGAACGUUCAAAACACCUUUGCCCCCGGGGACUCAUCCCAAGGCACCGGCGAGUGCAUCCGGCGUUAAAGGGGCUGCGGACGCAGGCACGUACAGGCCGCCCUGA
Messenger RNA from Aspergillus campestris IBT 28561, 1704 nucleotides. RefSeq lists its product as uncharacterized. The record is from RefSeq and is a predicted model, not a curated record. The coding region runs from base 1 to 1704 and encodes 567 amino acids. The transcript has 3 exons. Lineage: Eukaryota; Fungi; Ascomycota; Eurotiomycetes; Eurotiales; Aspergillaceae.